This is a messenger RNA of Armigeres subalbatus, 14125 nucleotides long. It is a transcript of the gene PMCA, whose product is annotated as plasma membrane calcium-transporting ATPase 1. Lineage: Eukaryota; Metazoa; Arthropoda; Insecta; Diptera; Culicidae. Gene Ontology annotation, molecular function: ATP binding; P-type calcium transporter activity; ATP hydrolysis activity. The transcript is spliced from 5 exons. The record is from RefSeq and is a predicted model, not a curated record. Gene Ontology annotation, biological process: calcium ion transmembrane transport; regulation of cytosolic calcium ion concentration. Gene Ontology annotation, cellular component: plasma membrane; intracellular membrane-bounded organelle. Bases 2095 to 5685 code for a protein of 1196 amino acids.
CAUUCUCAUUGUAUUCGAUUCGAUUCGCUCGGCGUGGCUUGUUGUACUUAGGAUUUCGAUUGAAAUCUCCGGAAACGGUGGCAAUUUGACCGCGAAGUGUCCACCCGACAGCGUCGGGAACCGCAGCAAUUGGUGAACGGUGGGGUUUUGUUCCCGAAGUGCCGCAGGAAGCGUGAAAAUAAAAGCCAUUUUCUACGGCCCAAAUAGUGUCAAUCUGUCAUACACCCAGUGUUAUCGGUUGUGGCUACCGUCGAUGGUGGUUAGUUUGUUAGUGCUGUCUGCUGUCUGAAAUACAUUACGACGGAACAGGUACGAAUCCGGUUUUUGUCAGCCGAGCCAGCGGGGUGGGAAAUAUCCCCGGUUCAUGAGUGGUGUUAUAGUCGUUGUUUAGAUAAUGUACACAAGCGAAAUAGCAGGAUUGUUACAUCUUGUGCUGAUUAGUGAAGUUGAAGCAUAUUUUCCGAUCAUCUGCGGAAAUCGUGCACGAUUGUCAUAAAUAAUUGGGAAUUGCAUGCUUCGGUACCUAUACGAGAGCAGCAUAUCAGCAUUUGAACGCAGCUGUUGACCAGAGCUUCGUCGCAGGAACAGAAGAGCGAAUUUUUCCUCACAUCGACGGUCGAUCGCUCCCAUCCUCCACGUAUUGGCCACUCAGACUCAGGCCCCCAGUGACAGCCAGUUGUGACGAGUCUGUAGUGUGUCGGUUGCUGUUUGAGCUCCCCAAAAGAAAACGCUCCACUUUUCUCAAAUGGCUCCCAUUUGACAGUCGGCAAGCUCGACGAGAGGUGGCCUCGACCUGCGAUCCAUGAAGCCCCGAUCAGUUGCGGUCAGUGUGUUCUUGGCUGCUUCUUCAGCGCUCUAGGAUCAGCGGGAAAUCUCCUCUAGUGUGAACUUUCAUUGCGAAGGAAAGUCGAAAAAUAGUAUCAGAAAAUUUCCCCAUCUGAACCCCCAGUCGAGAUCCCAUUAAAAGAGAACAUUAGAGCGCGCAAAAACUGUGAGCAAAGACCAGUGAGUAAGUGAGAGAAGUGACUCUCGUGCGAAAGAAUUAAGCGAGUGGAAAAAUCGACCGUGGAAAACGCUAAGCAUCAGCACCGAUGUUCUCCUUCCUCUGGAUGGAUUAGGACGGAAACCGCGAGAAAAGAAAAACGCAAGUAAUCAUCUAGCUCCAGGUCGGCAGAUACCCAAGAUAAAAAUCGACCGACCAAGUGUAUUCUACUUGUGGAACGGCCAGCGCGGGGAGAUAGCAAACAAUCGGACCCAACAAACAUCGCCCAGCCGCCGCGACCGACGCCACCUCUACCGCCUGGUAGGCGGACGGCGCCAGCAUCGAGAAAGGCAUCAGGACGGCGGCCGUGAAAAGUGCGCUCGUGUGUGUGUUUUUCCUUAAGAAGAGAAGGAGGAAAGACAAUUUCCCAUAAUCGAUACGGAAUUUUCGUCGAGAAGAAGAAAACGCGAAGAAGAAAGUGAAAUGGUGUUAUAGUGUUGGAAGGCUCAAGGCCCGGUGUGAAUCCGCGUGAUUUUAUAGUAGCGGAUUGCCGAUUGCUGAACACCGAAUCAAUUGGAAACAAUGGCAGUUAGUUAGAAGUGUGAUCGAAUUUGCGGUUUUUGGUUUUCUGUUCUUGAGAAUCGGAGGAAAUAAGAAGAAGAAAUCGACGGAAUAGAUUGGAGUUGAAACACCACUAGCACCUGAUUACUAGCCCCACGAUCGUUGCUGCUGGGCAUCAACGAAUGGGCGAAUCUUCCCCCGUCACAGCGUUCAGGAGAAAAACGGCGACGACGAAGGGAGGAAUUUUACAACCAUAGGAACAUAACUUAACUUGACAUAAACAGAUUGAUAAAUUAAUACUAGUACUACAUGUUCUACUACCACUACCACUACUAGAUUCGCGACCACUAGUGCGUGGCGAGCUGGAAAAAGAUUAGUUAUUAAGAAAAUCGCAAGUCUACUAACGAAACACAGACACAACCCUGCUUUCGAGUAGUCGAAACAGAAGCGAAAAUCAGCGGCACCCCAGCAAAUCCAACCAACCAACCAUAAAUAAGUAGUAAGUUAAAUCGAAGUUAGUAGAACCUUAAUUAAAACAAAAAAAAACCAAGAUGGCGACGAUAGACGGACGACCGGCACAGUACCAGAUCUCGCUGAAGAAUCUGCGGGAAAUCAUGGAACAUCGAGGCCGGGAAGGAGUGUCGAUAUUGAACGAAUACGGCGGUGUGCACGAAAUCUGCAAGAAGCUGUACACCCACCCGAACGAUGGCCUGAGUGGCUCGAAAGCGGACAUCGAGCACCGGCGGGAAACGUUCGGUUCCAACACAAUACCUCCCAAACCACCGAAGUCCUUCCUGAUGCUAGUGUGGGAAGCCCUGCAGGACGUUACGUUGAUCAUUCUGGAAAUUGCUGCCAUUAUCUCGCUGCUGUUGUCCUUUUACCAGCCCGCGGACGAUGACGAGCCUGUAUUAGAGGAGGAGGAAGAGCACUACUCGUGGAUUGAAGGUUUGGCCAUCCUGGUGUCGGUAUUUGUAGUCGUAAUUGUGACGGCCUUCAAUGACUAUUCAAAGGAGAAGCAAUUCCGAGGGCUACAGUCGAGAAUCGAAGGCGAACACAAGUUCUCCGUAAUCCGUGGUGGCGAUGCCGUACAAAUCAACAUCGGUGAGAUCGUGGUGGGCGACAUCUGCCAGAUCAAAUACGGUGACUUGCUUCCGGCUGACGGUGUUCUGAUUCAGAGUAACGAUUUGAAAAUCGAUGAGUCCUCGUUGACGGGUGAAUCGGAUCACGUGAAAAAGAGCGAACUGACGGAUCCAAUGGUUUUGUCUGGCACGCACGUUAUGGAAGGCAGCGGAAAGAUGGUCGUCACAGCUGUUGGUGUGAACUCCCAAGCAGGUAUCAUUUUCACCUUGCUGGGAGCGGCCGUUGAUGAGCACGAAGCUGCCGCCAAGAAAAAGAAGAAGGAUGCCAAGAAAGAUAAGAAACUGAAGGACGGCGAUGAAAUCACCAACAACAGUCACCAUCCUGCUCUGAAAUCUCAUACGACCGUCGAUUCCAUUACUUCCGAUGAUGCUGAGGAAGGUAAAACCGGCACCGGCAACGGCGGAGGUGGUCACGGAAGCAAGGAAAAAUCCGUCCUCCAAGCAAAACUUACCAAACUGGCCAUUCAGAUCGGCUAUGCCGGUUCGACGAUUGCUGUCCUCACUGUGAUCAUUCUCAUCAUCCAGUUUUGCAUCCAGACCUUCGUUAUCGAACAGAAACAAUGGCGAAACUCGUACGCAAACAAUUUGGUCAAGCAUUUCAUCAUCGGUGUGACAGUGCUGGUCGUUGCCGUACCGGAGGGUCUCCCGCUUGCCGUCACGCUUUCGCUUGCCUACUCCGUCAAGAAAAUGAUGAAGGACAAUAACUUGGUGCGACAUUUGGAUGCCUGCGAAACCAUGGGUAAUGCCACUGCCAUUUGCUCGGACAAGACCGGAACGCUGACCACCAACCGCAUGACCGUGGUCCAAUCGUACAUCUGCGAGAAACUCUGCAAAGUUACGCCCAAGUUCUCCGAUGUUCCGCGGAUAGUGGGUGAAUCGAUCAUCGAGGGCAUUUCGCUCAACUCGGCCUAUACCACGUGUCUGAUGCCAGGCGUCAACCCGGGAGAUCCAUUGCAACAGGUCGGUAAUAAGACAGAAUGUGCCCUGCUAGGGUUCGUGCAGGGUCUCGGAAAGAGCUACCAAACCAUUCGAGACUCGCACCCGGAAGACUCGUUCACCCGUGUGUACACUUUCAACUCUGUACGCAAAUCCAUGAGCACCGUUAUUCCGAAAGCCAGUGGCGGCUACCGUGUGUACUGCAAGGGUGCGUCGGAAAUUGUUCUGAAGAAGUGUUCUUUCAUCUACGGCCAGGAUGGAGUUUUGGAGAAGUUUACUCGUGACAUGCAAGAGCGCCUGCUGCAUCAGGUGAUCGAACCCAUGGCCUGCGACGGUCUGCGAACCAUCUGUAUCGCGUUCAGAGAUUUUGUUCCCGGAAAAGCUGAGAUCAACCAAGUGCAUUGUGAAGGAGAGCCUAACUGGGACGACGAGGAGAACAUCGUGAGCAAUCUAACGUGUUUGUGUGUGGUCGGUAUUGAAGAUCCAGUGCGGCCGGAAGUGCCGGACGCUAUCCGAAAGUGCCAGCGAGCAGGCAUCACCGUCCGUAUGGUUACCGGAGACAACAUCAACACUGCGCGGUCGAUUGCCACCAAGUGUGGUAUUAUUCGGCCUCAGGAUGACUUCCUAAUUCUGGAGGGUAAGGAGUUCAAUCGACGCAUUCGAGACAGCAAUGGAGAUAUUCAACAGCACCUGCUGGACAAGGUGUGGCCAAAGCUGCGGGUAUUGGCUCGGUCGUCGCCUACGGAUAAGUACAACUUGGUAAAAGGUAUCAUCGACAGUAAGGUAUCCGAUAAUCGCGAGGUGGUCGCCGUAACUGGUGACGGUACGAACGACGGUCCGGCUCUGAAGAAGGCGGAUGUCGGAUUCGCCAUGGGGAUUGCCGGAACCGACGUGGCAAAGGAAGCUUCCGAUAUUAUUCUAACUGAUGACAAUUUCAGCAGUAUCGUCAAGGCCGUCAUGUGGGGACGGAAUGUCUACGAUUCUAUUGCCAAGUUUUUACAAUUCCAGCUGACGGUCAAUGUGGUGGCUGUUAUUGUGGCGUUCAUCGGCGCUUGUGCCGUGCAGGAUUCUCCGCUGAAGGCCGUACAGAUGUUGUGGAUGAAUUUGAUUAUGGACACGUUGGCAUCGUUGGCUUUGGCCACCGAAAUGCCGACGGCAGAUCUAUUGUUGCGUAAACCGUACGGCCGAACGAAACCACUGAUCUCACGCACAAUGAUGAAGAACAUCCUGGGUCAAGCUGUCUAUCAGUUGAUCAUCGUCUUCGGACUCCUAUUCGUCGGUGAUCGGCUGUUGGACAUUGAGUCGGGUCGAGGCCAACCAUUGAAUUCAGAAGCGACACAACAUUUCACGAUCAUCUUCAACGUGUUUGUCUUCAUGACACUGUUCAACGAGUUGAACGCUCGAAAGAUCCACGGCCAACGAAACAUUUUCGAGGGUUUGUUCACGAACCCGAUCUUCUACAGCAUCUGGAUCGUGACCCUGGUGUCGCAAAUCUUCAUUAUCCAAUACGGCAAGGUGGCAUUCUCGACCAAGGCGCUGAACAUCGAACAGUGGCUGUGGAGUGUAUUCUUUGGUCUCGGAACGCUGAUCUGGGGCCAGAUCGUCACAACAAUCCCCACUCGCAAGAUGCCCAAGAAGAUGGCGUGGGGACGUGGCGAGGCAGAGUACACUGAAGCGAUCCGACUCGGCGAGGAGCGUUACGACUCGAUGGAUAAUGACAAGAAACCCCGUGCAGGUCAGAUAUUAUGGAUCCGUGGCCUUACUAGGCUGCAGACCCAGCUUCGUGUUGUACGUGCAUUUCGAUCCACAUUAGAAGAUUUAGAAGAACGUCGUUCCAUUCAUAGCUUGCAUAGUCUUAGAAGUUCACGCAGUCAUCCCGGAGGCAUGAGCACGAGUGGUACAAUGACUAGUCAAGGUCUCUCAAAUCUCUUAUAUCCACCAGGUUCCAACAUCCCAACCGGCCGGCUAAUAGGUACUAAUGUUGGCGAUCUUAAGUAUAUUGAUGAAGAUCAAAGACUUCACAAUAAUCAGCACAUAAUAGGCGUAAAGAAUGGCUUGACCAAUUAGAUUUGAUAGUAAGCCGGGAGACACACAUACACGCAUAAACAAACACACAUAAGCAACCGGGCAGUAUGAGAGGGAUUGCACACAAACAAACAAGCGUAUACAUAAAGAGACGGCAUGUAGGAAUUCCCAAACACUUAGAAACACAUUCACACAUACCAACAUUGAGAACAAGCCGAGGAAGGGCCCAACAUGAAUGGGGCCACAGGGAUGGGAACCGUGCUGCCCGCAUUUCGAACGAACCUGAUUCGACACGGUGGCAGAACACCGUGAACACGUGGACGUGGUGAUAGUCAAUUCGAAUUUCCUAUUUAUUAACUGUUAAUAUAGAAUCGAUUAUUAUGAACCAAUAGAACUGUGUCGUUGUGUUGUUAUUUAGGUUCAUUCCCAGACUCGGUUUUCCCUUCCAGCCCAGCCAGCAAAGUCAAACGUUAGAUAAGCGUGAUGGAAUUAGUAGCAGUGUGGUAGAUAGGGCGCAGUUGCGCAGCAGCACAGCAUCACUGGGUGCCACUCACUUUUGUUUGCGCUUAGAUUUAUAGAUGUAGCGAAUCCCCAUAAGUAGAACGAGUCAUGAUGUUCAUUCAAGAUUUUUGUAGUUUUAUUUGAUGAAAAAAAAUGUGUACGAUAAUGAGAUAUCGUCAUCCUACUACUACAGUUCAGGAUGGUGACUACACAAAAAAAUAAUAACGAAACAGGUCGAAUUUGUCGACUAAUGCCUGCAAUUUAUUAUCGUUGUUAUCAAGUAGUAAACUAUGACAGUUGUCAUGUGAUCUGAUCAGAAGGAAUUUAAAGGUUGGUCUUAGGAGAUCAAAGGUCGAAGAGAGAGAGAGAGAGUACUUGGACUAUAAGACAUCCAAUAGCGUUGAAGCAUUUAUGCAGUUAAAAUCGUGCUGGACGUAGGUAAUUCGAAGGCAGCUGCCUAUGCUGUAAGAUCUGUUCUCCUGUUAUACAGAGUUUCGUGAGAAAUCCAUUAUUUUUAUCUAAUGGAAUUAUUAAAAAUUGCCUCAUGCAAGACUUGCUGAUUUUGAUGAGAUGAAAGUAAGUACGGAAGAUUUCCAUUUUCUGAGUGGGCAAAGCCGUGAUCCAAGAAAUACGAAAGCCCCCAGCCAACACAAAGUCGCAUAUGCUAGCGAAUAAGUAUGUAUUGUGGAGGCGAUAUAGGCGCAUGCCUCCAUUUGACUGAAUGCAAAAUGUACCUAUAUAGCCUCCACUUUGUACACUUAUUCGCUAUGAUAUACGAUCUUGUGUUUGCUGGGCCCAUAUGGUAUAAAGUUAUUUCGCAUAGUGCAGUUUGCCAUUCUCAUAACGAGUUGGGUACAAGAGAGCCAUGCGAUAUUUAAACCAUUUGGCAUAACGACCAUAUCACAUAAUGCAUUGGAUGCCUUGAAGAUAUUUUGCAAAACGACCAUUUGACAUAAUCAAUGGAAAAUAUUAUCAAAUAUGGUGGGUCGGUUGACGUAACGACCAUGUGGCAUAAUGAUCAAAACAGAAAGAGUAAACUGUGCUUAUUUCAUGUCUUAAAUAAGUGGAAAAUUGACCCUUUCCAUUAAAAUUGUUUAUCCAUUAUAUCGAUUUUUUAGAAUUUAUUUUCAAUCAUUUUUUUCGAAGAAUCAAUGUUUUCUAACGCCUCCAACUAUUUUUGCUUUCAAUUCAUACAAAAAAAAAAAAAAGUGCUGUGAUUUAAUUUUGGUCUUACAUCCGAUUCGAUUUUGGAUCAACAUCAGGCCGGUUCACUCUGCAACACUUUUGAUUUUAGUUUUCGGUUUCAAAAAUAGUUGGAGGCUUUAAAAAAGAGUUCUUCGGGAACGUUGACCUUGAACAAGUUAAAGAUUCGACUGAAACAAUAAAACAAGAUAAGACUUUUGAUGGGUAUGGUCAAUUGUUGUUUCCGUCUAUUCUUUCGUGAGACGACCAUGUAAUCCGAAACGUCUCACCUCAUGUGAGAUAUAGGCCUGUGUGAAGAAAAAGUAGUUAUCCACUAUUUACUACAAAUUGUAUAGUGUUUACUACCUUUGUAGCAAAACGGUUAUAUCGUCUGGAUUUGAAAUCACUUAAACGGUAAAUGAUGUAUAAGAAUUGAAAUAAGCGCCGUAAAAAAAUGACACUAUACAAAUAAUGAUAUCUAUCGAAGUUUUUCGCAUUUUACACAUUUUUUUUACGCCUGUCGUUUUUACUCAACUGUUUUUUGCGAAGUUUUGGAAUUAUUGUGGUUUUUAUGCCGGUUUUUUUUGCAGCACACACUUGUUUAAAAUGAUCGAGAGAUACGUAAAAAUCUGUUUUCAUUGAAGUCGUUUUUAACGUAGUAUUAAGAACGUACGCGAUUCUCCUUUACACGGUACGCAUCCCCACGUAAAAACCGGCUUCAGUGUAUCGGUUUUUGGAAGCGAAUGUAAAAUGUUUGACGAAACACUUUUUAACUGAACCGAAUCACGUAAAGGCGAAUGCGAACAUUCCUCCUUUGUAAAUCUCAAGCUCCGGAUAACAUAGAGCGUUAAUGCCAAAAGGCGUAAUUAAGACCUUAAUCGAUUCUUCACGAUUUUGACGUACCCCUGACCAUAAUAAAAAAAAACCGCGUAAAGAACUGCAUAAAAAAAAUCCGCGUGAAUACCACAAAGAUUCCAAAAUCAAAAUAAUUGCGUUUAAACAAAUCACGUAAAAAUGCGUGAAAAGCGACACCAAUGUAUUACAUAUGUCAGGGAAAGCGUUUUUUUUUUCGUUGCGAUAUUUUUUGAAGGUUAGUCCUAUUCUUGCGGUAUUGUCUUUAUUUCUUACUAGCAGACCCGACGAACUUCGUUUCGCCUAAAAUUAAUUUAUUCUCUGAUUGGUUCUCAAGUUAUGCAGAAAUGUUUGCUUCAUUUGAAUGGGAGCCCCCCUUUCCAAAUGGGGGAGGGGUUUCGAACCAUCUUAAGAACCUUCCCCGGCCUCCAAAAACCUCUGCAUAGAAAUUUUCACGCCGAUCGGUUCAGUAGUUUUCGAGUCUAUAAGGGUCAGACAGAUAGAAAUUCAUUAUUAUGUAUAUAGAUGGAGCGCGAUAUUACAACAAUAGAACCUUAGCACUACCGCAAUGAUAGGCUUAGGGGACGCAAUUUUUUAAUCAAAAAUGUUGAUUCUUCAUCAUUUUGAGCGGAAUUUUGUCAAACAAGAGGUGUUUCAGUGGCUGAUUCGAAGAGUUUUAUCGGAUUCAUAAUUAUUUUUUAUACUAUUAUAUCCAGAAUGGACUAUUUCAACACGACCGUAACAUCAGGGCAUAUUACAAUGAUAGGACGUUUCACCCUACAUAUAAUUUGUAGCAAUUAGGGUAUCUAUUCCAUUAUUAAUAAGACGUUCCUAUAUAAAUAACAUUGGCAAAACGAACGAUUUUGGCAUGAUUUGUUUUAUUCUUGAUUGCUUUCCGGCGUGGCACUCCAAAGCUCAAACAUAUACGAUUCCUUCUAAGCUAAUACAAACGAGCAAAUAAUUCUUUCUUGGAUGUACGCAUUUGACCGAAAUACGUCACAAUGACCGGAAACCCAAGACAGUUUCACUUAGCUACGACAUGCUAAGGUUUGGAGUGACUGAACACAUUCCCAAACAAGUUAGGGCAUGCAAGUUUCUGAGUUUAAGGCAUUCAAUGCUGUUUGAUUAUCAGACAAUAUGCUUUCAUUAAAUGCAUCCAUUUGUACGGAAUAAGACAGAUCAGCGAAUGAUUCCUUCUCUUAAAACACGCAUUUGCCCUUUUUAAGGUCACUCCUGACGGAAUCCAAGAUUAAAAGUGCUGGCGUUUUCGGGGGCACACCACUCGAUACGGAAGCAACGCACAACUGUCAUUUUUAUUAUUUGACGCAUGCUGCGACGCAGCAAAGCUAAAUCAACAAAAAUGACAGUUGUGCGCCGCCUCUGAAUCGAGUGAUGUGCCUCCGAAAACGCGAGCACUUCGGAACUUGGAUUCCGUCAGGAGUGACCUUAACGCGAAAGAGUAAAUUUCUCCUAGCUCACAUAUUUGCUUUUGCUAAUUGGUAGAUUAUUGUUUCUUUCGAAGCACAAAUUUGCCCGAAACAUGGGAAAAGAGCUAAUGAUCCUUUCAUUUAAAUCACGUAUUUCCCCGGAAUUACUUUGAAGAGUGAAUGACUCAUCAAAAGCACGCUUGGGCCAAAAAAGGCGAAAAGGAAGAAAACUCUUAUGAAACACGCAUUUUUUUAAAUAAAUAUUGUGCCAAAUGACUAUAAUUACAUCAGUCGUUAUGCUAAAUGGCCAUUAAGAACCCAAAACAUUAUACAAAACGAUCGUUAUGCCAAAUGGCUCCUGACCGUCAAACUCGUUAUGCCAAAUGGAAGAGUGUCAAAAAGAACAAUCGUUUACAAUUUAGGGAUUAUAAAAAUUUUAAUGUUCUUAUGAAUCGCAUUUCGUCAGCUCACUUUUUUUUUCGGGCAAUGCGUCAUUAAUUCAUAAGUCAAGCUUGGGUAAAGAUGCAUUAAUUUGGUAAUAGGCCUAAUUAAAACCGUUUUCUAACUUUGAUUGCAUUAUUUUCGAAAAUAUUUUUGCAUCAUGUUUGCGAACUUGUCAAACUUUUUUCACACGAAUUUGCAGACAAAAAAACAUUCUUUAUAUGUUUCUAUCCAUUAUGAAUGUGAAACUUAACGAGCAUAUACCGUAUAUGAGGAACGAUUGUAAAUGCCAGAGCCAUAACUAUUAGUCAUGCUGUGUGCUUUGAGCUGAGAGAUAAUAUAAAAUUGCUCCGACUUACUGAAGGUUUUUGCCAAUGAUUAGCCAAGCUGUCAUGUUACUUCCAGUUAUAGUGAGUUCAAGUUACUAUUCUGACUUCUUUUUUUGUCCAAUAUUCAUGUAGCAAAUACAAUUAACCACGAAUCGUUCGGACAUCCCUUAGCCCAGCGGUUCCUUUUUCUAGAGAGGUACCCCUUCGCACUUUUGCUUUAAUUAAGGUACCCCUAUCUUUUUUUUGCUGCAAAUAAAAAUAAGUUUAAUUCUUAAGAUAUAUGAAAAAUGGAACUGAAAAUUAACGGGAUAUAUGACUCUCCAUAAAGUUGACUAAAAUUUUCAUUAUUCCGAGCUCUUAAAAAAAGGCUUCCGAGUCUCUUGAAAGGCAGCUUUCGAGCCACUUAAAAGGAGGCUUCUGAACAUCUUUUAAGGACGCCUCUGAGCCUCUUGGAUGUUUCUAGGCCUUUUCAAAAGAGGCUUCCGGGUCUCUUGAAAGGAGGCUUCCGGGCCUCUUAAAAUGAGACUUCCGGGCCUCUUGAAAGGAGGUUUGUGGGCCUCUUGAAAGGUGGCUUCUGGGCCUCUUGAAAGGAGGCUUCCGGGCCUCUUGAAAGGAGGCUUCCGCGCCUCUUGAAAGGAGGCUUCCGGGCCUCUUGAAAGGAGGCUUCCGGGCCGCUUCAAAGGAGCCUGAUAUGCAAAGAAUGUUCAGACCAAAUAUAAUAAUGACAAUAAUAGAGCAAAAGCUGUCAUUUCGCCUAGAUUGCGCAGAAGAUUUUUUAAAUUUGUUCGUUCGUCGUUCUACAUUUUCAAAAAUUUAUAUGGAUCGUGGACAUUCGCCACACCCCCCUCUUCCCUAAACUGUCCACGUGGUAUAUGGACAGCCCCUUACAAGUCAGUCAAAACGCCGCUUGGUGCAGUUUGGCUGAACUCCGACCAUUUGUGGAAACGCUGCAAUAUUCUUUUGCCAAUAAACAACCAAGAAAGCAGAGUACAGACAACGUGGAAACGUCAAUCUUUAAGCGGCGUGUCAAAUUUUGAAUAAAUUACCGAAUAGUAGGCCAUGGUUGUAAUCUUUUCUAUCGCAACAUGGUCUGAGCUUUACCGCUCUGUUAUUUGUUGGUACGAGAUCAUAAUAUGGACAUCUUUAGUAGAAUUAUAAAUGUUACGGGAGUUAGGAAAUGAAAUUGAAACUGUAAAAAUGCCAUCUUCAACAGAAGUAGUAGUUUUAAAAAUUCAAACAGUUUCGUUAGAAAAUUUAUAACUUGAAUACUGCUCAGUUGUAUUUUUGCACGAAUUUGCAACAGAAUUUCCUCAGCUUCAAUAAAUUCAGUUUCAUCGACUUCACAGCAGUUUGACAUUUGAAUUAUCCAAUUCUCGAAAACGGAUAUAAGAGAAAGACUUUUUUAUAUUAUUUAACCGCAUCAAAACGUAGCCUCGGGAAGAACGUUUUGACGUAGUGGAGUCUUUGGAAAGGGACGUUGCUUUCAUUGGUUUUUGGCGCCUGACGGGAAUUAAACGACAGACGGAAAUACCUGUCGUAACCAUAAUAUUUAUUAAAUGGAUGAAUCGCCGUCUCACUUACAAACAAAAAAAUCGAAUGAGGAAAUGAAUCAAAUAAAUCGGAUACGUUCGCAAGAUUAGUUAUGCUGAUUCAAAAUAUUUCUCUGGUACUGGUUUCUACCAAGUUUGGCAAUUUGGAUUAAAACCUUCGAGUAGCAUCAGUCAGCAAUUGCUACGGAAGGCAGUCACAAUUUUUUCAUCGAUCAAUCUGCUAUGAAAAAGCUGCAUCAGAGACUGAUAUGGCUAGAAACGAAAACAACAGUUCUUUUAGUCAAAUGUUUUCUCCUGACAUAGGCAGAUGAAACUACUGAACCUUAUUUCCAGUUAGCCUAGUAACUUAAAACGUUCAUAUCCGUAAUUAUCACAUUUUUUACGAUAUCACUGGCAUUAUCUUCACCUACACACUUAGUUUUUAUUUCUGCAGCUCGGCAAAAAUCCGCACAGCCGUGCGCCAGCUAAAUAAAUAACUGAUAUUCCGGCAAAAAUAGCGUUUGUUAGCUGAUUUUCGGCAAAUUAUUUGCUGAUUAUCAGCAAUUUUGACAGAAAUCUCGGCAAAAAACGUGUUUGCUGGGGCACGGCUGUGCGAUUCUCGGUAAAAAUUCAACAUUUUGCUGAGAUCCCGGUAAAAAAAAUUAAGUGUGUACUUUUAGAUUUUUAACAAAACACCAAAAUCAUCAAAAUUUCAAUCGAAAUUGUCCAAAACCUAAUCAACAAGUCUGUACAUCCUUAUUUGUUUGUUGGUUUCGGUUUUUACAAGUGUUUUUCAUCGGAAAAGCUUCAGGAGUCAGGAGACAUAGUGAGAUGCGAUACUGGGGAUUAUUUUUCAGUCAUCGAUGACAACACCUCCAGUCAUCAGAGAACAUAUACUGAUUACGGAAUGGUUUAUGGGAGGAGGAGGGUUGCCCAUAUUAUUAUGCAAAAAAAUGUAAGAUAACAAAUCUUACUACAGGAGAGACGGCGUGGUAAAACCAGGAAAAAUCAUUACGUGUUUUGCCACAUAUAAAACUGCAUACUUUGUUCUGCUGCUAUAUCUACUAAUUCCAUCACGUAUUCAAAUAGGGCUCAGGAAGAUAGUGCCACUACAAUACCUUAUUUUUAUGUAUACUUUUUCUCGACUAACGUCGUGCAAUCACACACACUUAAAAAUAGAAUUCACAGUACACCGCUGAUGACGCUAAAUCAGAUUUUCUCAUUACUCACUCUUUAGAUAUUGAAUAACCCGUCCAAAACUGUUUGUCUUGACUAUCAACACAAAUUGGGUAGCUUUAGUAGUCAAAAAUAACCUACUGAUGCAACCAACAGCAUGGAGCAGGUAGCGCAAAUUUCAAUAUUGCCCUUUUCGCCAGACUUUAUUUAAAGGAAAGCUUAAAACUUUUCUAAUUCGAACAUAGUAGUAAUCUUCGAAUCACUCUUAACCACCACUAAGCGGUACAUCGAAUCCGAACACAAACAUACGGCCAAAAACGUCUCCCGCGGUAACCCAUUUGAUAGCUCCUAUGAUAGAAAAAAAAAACACUAAAUUUUGAUUAGCCUUAUUCAAACUGACAGAGUCAGUACAUUAACAUCGGUACGUUAAUGCACUGCCUUCGACCCCUGAAAAGACCAAUUACAUAUAUAAUGAAACCUAAUAAAGCUAUCGCGUUGUUAAUUCUUCGAUUUAUUAGAUUUAGGUUAGAAUUAGCGAGAACAAUACUUAAUAAUAUUACUGUAAUUUAUGUUUAACUAAUAGAUUUUUAAAGUGAAGGUUAAUGACUUGUUAAUCGUUUAUUUAUUUGUAAAAUUUAAAAUUUUAUCUUUGUGCUGAGAAGUGAAGCAAAUUAACGCAAAACGGUUGGGAUCUGUUAGGUAGGAGCAUAUGAAUCGAUCUAAAUAUUCAUUGUUGUCUUGAUGGUAGGAGGCCCCCCCGACCCCCCGUUAGCAUUGCAAGCGAAGGAAAGAAAGAAAAUAAAACACACAUACAUUACACCACAAGCCACUAAAGAGAAUAAAAUGAACCCUUUGAUGGAACUGACACACGUUUUGAUUUGUUUUAACCUCCUAGUUUGUAAGUGAACCCCCCAGCACAAUGAGCUCUUAUACAUUUAAUUUUACUAUUGAGUAUCUGUGAAUUUUUUUCAUCGUUAGUCGAUACUUCGCGCGAUUGUGACAAUAAAAACAAAACAUCGUCUUAAUUAUAUGAUUUUGAGCUUCA